UCAUAAUAUGCUUACAUAUCUCCCCUCCCAACCAAACAAACAAACAAACAAAACCCAAACCCCAGCAACUCCUACAUAGAAAAGCAAAACACAAGAUCAAGCCAAAACUUGAAGCAAAGCAAUCAUGGCAGAAGAACAACAAGACACAUCUCCAACAACAUCAACCUCAACAACAACUAGUUCUGUGUUGAUCAUUAAACUCAUGAGCAAAAGAAGAACAUGGGUAUGUCUAUUUGUUCUCGUCUACACAAUUCUCUUGUCAUCCUCAUGGAACAUACUCAAAUCCAUACUCUCUUGGUACCAAAUCAACUCCUCAACAUCCUCCCCUUCUUCUGGGUGGCCGGCGUUGUACGCCUCGGUGGUUCUAGGGGCGGUGUUCGGGUUGCUGUCGAUGGCCGCCGCCCUCGCCGUGGCGGUGCCGGCCACCCUGGUGACGUGGAUCACCGUCCUGGUGCUUCUCACGUUCCGGGGGAAGUCCCGUAGGUCGUUGCUGGUCGAUGCCAAGAAAUUGACGGCUGAGAUUACGGGGUUUUUGGGUAAGAUCUUGAUCAGGGAAGGGAAUGUUGUCGCCGCCGUUUGUGCUGUUUUGGGUUACUUUGUACUUGUUUGGAAGAACAGAGAAGAGGUUGGGUCUUAUUAGCUUUGGAUCACAGAAAUAUUGGGAAAGUUCUUUCUAUUUCUUCAAUCUAUCCCUCUAAAUCAGAAGAAAAUUGUGUUGUUGUUGUUGUUGUUGUUGUUGUUUUUUUUUGUUUUUUUCAUGAGUUCGGAAAAGCCUUCUUCAGUUAGGGCCUCACACUUGAUAGUUUUGGCUAAUUGUAGUUUAUCAUUUAUUUAUUUUUUUUAUAUUUUUAUAUUUUGUAAUUGUUUUAACAUAUUGUUUUUUUGGGUUUUGUUACAAAAGUAAUAAUUUUAUAUUAUGAAUA
Messenger RNA from Camellia sinensis, 923 nucleotides. RefSeq names its product pyrroline-5-carboxylate reductase. The record is from RefSeq and is a predicted model, not a curated record. Lineage: Eukaryota; Viridiplantae; Streptophyta; Magnoliopsida; Ericales; Theaceae.